Molecule: messenger RNA, 1869 nt
Organism: Thalassophryne amazonica
Lineage: Eukaryota; Metazoa; Chordata; Actinopteri; Batrachoidiformes; Batrachoididae
Gene: asb13a.2
Product: ankyrin repeat and SOCS box containing 13a, tandem duplicate 2
Exons: 6
Coding region: 132-1151 (339 amino acids)
Biological process (GO): protein ubiquitination; intracellular signal transduction; positive regulation of protein catabolic process
Molecular function (GO): protein binding
Source: RefSeq, a predicted model, not a curated record
UUCCAAAUAUAAACCUGAGGCUUUGGAUAAAAUUGUAAUAUUUAAAAUUGUUCAUAAAACUCGCGACUGACUGCCUUUGAUCGUUUUCUCACGGCACUUUUGUGAUUGCUGCUAUGUGAAACGUGUUCCCGAUGCAAAAUAAACGUUUGUCGUUAAAAACUACAAAUCCCAGGGUUCACGGUGGUGACUUCCCCCACGCUCGCGACCAACAUUUUUGUUUGUGUAACAUUUUGUGUUCUGCUGUGAGAACGACGACGACAACGAGGAGGAUGGAAAUAGAAAAUGCUCAGCCGUAUUUCUGGGGAGACAUUGGCUGCUGGUCGGAGAGAACAGAGGUGCACAAGGCUGCCUCACUGGGUCAGACUGCCCAACUGCAAUGCCUCAUCCAGAGCGGUGCUUCAGUGAACAUCGUGGCUGUGGACUCCAUCACUCCGCUGCACGAGGCCUGUAUCCAAGGUCAGGUCCAGUGUGUCCAACUGCUCCUCGACGUUGGGGCCCAGGUGGAUGCGAGGAACGUGGACGGGAGCACCCCGCUGUGUGAAGCCUGUUCAGUUGGCAGUUUGGAUUGUGUGAGGCUGUUGCUGAAGCACGGUGCCAAAGCAAAUCCUGCCCUCACCUCUCGCACAGCUUCACCCCUCCACGAGGCCUGCAUGGGUGGACACUUGGACUGUGUGAAGCUCCUGAUUGCAGUGGGUGCCGGUCUGGAGGCGUAUGACCUUUACUACGGGACCCCGCUGCAUGUGGCUUGUGCUUCUAAACACACAGAAUGUGUUAAAGUGCUGCUGAAUGCAGGUGCUAAAGUGAACGCUACCAGGUUACUCGAGACUCCGCUGCAUCAUGCUGCUAAAAACAUGCAAGAAGAUAUGAUUGAGAUGUUGGUGGAGUUUGGAGCCAACAUAUAUGCCAGAGAUCAGUGCAACAGGAAACCUGUGGACUACACCAACCCAGGCUCUCCCUCUGCAGCCUGCUUGCACUUUUAUGAGAGCACUCCCAUGAGCCUGCAGCAGCUCAGCAGGUUGGCUGUACGGAAUACCUUGGGCACCAAGGCUCUGAAGGUCAUAGGACAACUAGGCAUACCAAAGUUCAUCAUCAGCUACCUCAGCUACCAGAGAGCAUCCCCUCAGGAGGCUGAAAGACUGGAAAAUCACUGACCUGCAGCACAAUUCUCAGAAAUAUCACAACAAAGGUGCACUUACAACUUACACUCUGGAUAACAGUCAAGACACUUUGUAGUGACAAAUCUGUUCUUCUCACCUGCUUCUCUUUGCGGCUGCACCAAAGUGGGGACCGAGACACUGAGGUGCUGUUUAUUUAUUAUGUUUGGCUCCAUGGAAUUGUUUGUUUACAUUCACUUGCACCAUGGUAGUGUAGAUGUAGCCAAGAGAAAGUCAAGGGCUCUCUGUAUCUGAGGACUUCCUUAGCCUGUCAGGACUUCAUUUGGAGACCACCGAGACGGGUACUAUAGAAUCUACGCGCAAUAAGUCAAAUAUAUAUCUUAGCAGUUGUUGGAUACAGUUGGGUUCAGUGGGUUUAAGGCAUAUUAUGGAGCUUGCAUUCAAGCUAUAGUUGCAUCCACCACCUUGUGGAACUGCUUUGGGCUCCACCAUUAAAGCAAACAGAUACAUGCUUGUGUGUGCAUGCAGCAGACAAGCUAAAUGUAAAUGCAGCACUUGUGCCAAAUUUCUACCAUCCACCAACCAGUCAGUAGGUGGCAUGGAAGUCUAUAUGAUAUUAUAUAGGCAAAACAAAGUUACUUUUUCGAUUGAUCUGGGCAGUCAAAGCUCACCAGAUUUCAAACAGUUUGUUCAUUACUUGCCCUUUUAAUUUGUAGAUGCACAAAAUGAUGGCAGUGUUUUUCAGUUAUCAUGU